Molecule: messenger RNA, 1901 nt
Organism: Orbicella faveolata
Lineage: Eukaryota; Metazoa; Cnidaria; Anthozoa; Scleractinia; Merulinidae
Product: FGGY carbohydrate kinase domain-containing protein-like
Biological process (GO): pentose metabolic process; carbohydrate phosphorylation
Cellular component (GO): cytoplasm
Molecular function (GO): D-ribulokinase activity
Source: RefSeq, a predicted model, not a curated record
GUCAAACCUCUGCACCAGACCCUUACUUCCUUUCGGCCAAUAUGGCGGCCCGCGAGGCUCGUCGAAUUAGUUUGAACGGAAGCGUUCCCUCGGCUACAAAUUCUUAGCUCUAUACGCAUCAAGAAUGGCAGGAUGUUAUUAUAUUGGUGUUGAUGUCGGAACAGCGAGCGUCCGCGCUGCUCUAGUGGCUAGUGAUGGGAAAAUCGUGUCGUGCGCGACUCGACCAUUACAAAUAUGGCAACAGUUACCGGACUAUUAUGAACAGUCGUCAGAAGAUGUGUGGCGUAAUGUCUGCUUAGUUGUCAAGGAAGUUUCUGAAGUUCUCACUCACAAGGACUCCCUCCAUAAGAUAAGGGGUAUUGGUUUUGAUGCGACCUGUUCCCUGGUAGCUCUAGACUCUACAGGACAUGCUGUCACUGUUAGUCCCUCCAGAGAAGCCCAUAGAAACAUUAUCAUGUGGCUGGACCAUCGCGCUUUGGACCAGGCCCAAAGAAUUAAUAACACAAAGCAUAAGGUGUUGUCUUAUGUUGGUGGAGGGGUCUCGCCAGAAAUGGAGAUUCCAAAGAUACUUUGGUUGAAGGAGAAGUUGCCUGGUGACUGCUGGGAAAAAUGUGCUCUUUUUCUGGAGUUGCCCGAGUUUCUUACUUAUAAAGCAACAGGUGACCAAACAAGGUCUAUGUGCUCUCUUGUUUGCAAAUUCAAUUAUAUGGGUCAUGAGUCUCAAAUUCCAGAAGGUUCUAGGAAUGGUUGGGUGGACUCUUUCUUAGAAGCCAUUGGCCUUGACGAUCUUAUAAAUACCAACUAUUCCAAGAUGGGUACAAAAGUGGCCAGUCCUGGAGAGUCAAUCAGCAACGGAUUGACCAAAACAGCUGCUGCUGACUUAGGAUUAUGGGAAGGGAUGCCAGUUGGCACUGCACUCAUUGAUGCACAUGCUGGGGGACUGGGUGUAAUUGGAGCAGAUCUGAGUUUGGUUCUCAAUGAAAACAAACCCUUAACUUCACGCUUAGCUGUUAUUUGUGGGACAUCAUCCUGCCAUAUGGCUAUAAAUGAAAAUCCGGUGUUUGUUCCCGGAGUGUGGGGCCCAUACUUCUCUGCGAUGGUUCCAGGCUUGUGGUUGAAUGAGGGAGGCCAAAGCGUUACUGGAAAACUGAUAGACCACAUGAUAGAGACUCACAUGGCGUAUAAGGAAGUAAAAGAAAAAGCUGAAAGGAGUGGCUGUUCCGUGUAUGAGGAACUUAACCAGCAUUUGACUGCCCUGGCUAAGAAACGACAGCUUGGUAACCUAGCAUUGCUUUCACGAGACUUUCACGUGCUUCCGGAUUUCCAUGGCAACAGGUCACCGGUGGCUGACCCAAAUAUGACAGGAAUGAUUUGUGGAUUAACUCUUACAGUUGAUCUUGAUGGCCUGGCAGUUCUAUAUCUAGCCACGCUUCAGGCUCUAGCACACGGAACUCGUCACAUUAUAGAAAGCAUGAACAAAGCUGGACAUUUCAUCGAUACUCUGUCUCUUUGUGGCGGACUUACCAAGAACGAAUUGUUUAUUCAAACUCAUGCUGAUGUGACAGGAUUUCCUUGUGUUUUACCGCGCGAGAGUGAGUCAGUGCUCGUGGGCUCAGCGAUUUUGGGAGCAUGCGCAUCAGGCGACUUUACCUCUAUCCAGGUUGGUACAUGAACACUGUAACCUCGACGGUGACAUCAUUAAAAGAUCAAAUUUCUGCUUAAAAUAUUAAUGCAAAAUCAACUACGCGGGUGAUACGAAAAUAGGAACUGAUCACCAAAGAAAAACUGUCUUCAAACAUAGGAUAAAUAACCUUAAGGUCAUUUCCCAGUAUUGCAUUGCGCAUCCUUGCUGCGCAAUGCGCGUGAUUAGCGCGUGCGCAUUAAAAAAUGGCGGCUUUUCC